Messenger RNA from Helianthus annuus (common sunflower), 780 nucleotides. RefSeq lists its product as uncharacterized. The coding region runs from base 17 to 544 and encodes 175 amino acids. The transcript has 2 exons. The record is from RefSeq and is a predicted model, not a curated record. Lineage: Eukaryota; Viridiplantae; Streptophyta; Magnoliopsida; Asterales; Asteraceae.
AUACAUAUAUUUAAGCAUGGCAACUGCUAAGUCUCUCCUCCUCCUCUUUCUCGCCCUUGUUGCACUCACCCCUUCCACCUCAGCCGCAUCCCCACUCAAAAAUUUAAACUCAGACAUACUACACAUAGUUCUCCAACUAUUUGGAUUUCCGCCUGGCCUUAUACCUGAACCCGUCGAAAGUUUCACUGCAUCCAUCGCAUCCCUUUGUCCACCCACCGUCAGCUUCACCAUCCACUUUAAGGAACCAUGUUACGUAACGUACGUAUACCCCAAUUACUUCGCCCCGGUGUUUACAGGAAAGAUCACCUUCGGUAAAAUUUCCGAGAUGAGAGGCCAUAAGGAUAAACUCCCAUCUACGGAUGAAUGGACAGAUAUGUACGACGUCAUAGCGGUUGGUGAAAAGCUCGUGUUCAACUUUGCGACUGACACUGUAAUGUAUAAUAGAACGCAGUUUGAGGAGGUUAAGACUUGCACAUAUGGUCCUGUUAUUCCUGAUCCCCCUAUCGAACUCAUCUCUCAGCUUCCAAUGAUGAGUGCAGAAUAAGUUGGUGAUCAUGAGAUAAGCAUGGAUGUUUCGAGACUUUUGAAGUUGGGAAGUCUGUGGACAAUAUAUAUAUAGCCUUUUCAAGUGUGUUGUAUGAAUAAAGUUCAGGGUAUGAACCUGUUUCGUUUUAAGUUUUCGGUUGUGUGUUGUAUAAAUAUUGUGUGUUGUAUGAAUAAAGUUCAGGUUAUGAACCUGUUUCGUUUUAAGAUUUCGGUUGUGUGUUGUAUGAAUAUUGU